Molecule: messenger RNA, 504 nt
Organism: Haemorhous mexicanus (house finch)
Lineage: Eukaryota; Metazoa; Chordata; Aves; Passeriformes; Fringillidae
Product: serine/threonine-protein kinase pim-1-like
Exons: 3
Biological process (GO): protein autophosphorylation
Cellular component (GO): cytoplasm
Molecular function (GO): protein serine/threonine kinase activity; ATP binding
Source: RefSeq, a predicted model, not a curated record
AUGCCCCCGGCCCGCCCCCGGCCCCGGGCGGGGCUGCCCCGUCCCCGGCCCCGGGCGUCCCGCCGCAGUCUCGCCUCCGGCCGGCUCUGGUCGUACUGGCGGUGGCGCUGCUGGGCGGGCAUCAGUGCCUGGGACAAGGGCGGCAUCGCCUCCCUUUGGCUCCGCCUGGUGGCCAUCAAAAGGGUGCCACGGGAGCGCGUCCGGCACUGGGGCGAGCUGCCCGACGGCACCAGCGCACCCCUGGAGAUCGUGCUGCUGGCCAAGGUGUCCACUGGCUUCCCUGGUGUGGUCCAGCUGCUGGAGUGGCUUGAGCUCCCCAACGAUGUCUUGAUGGUGCUGGAGCGCCCGGAGCGGUGUCAGGACCUGCAGCAUUUCAUUCGGGCACGGGGCUUCCUGCCCGAGGAGGUGGCGCGGGAGCUGUUCCGCCAGGUGCUGGAGGCCGUGCGGCACUGCACCAGCUGCGGGGUCCUGCACAGGGACAUCAAACCAGAGAACAUCCUGGUU